AUGGCCUCCGACAAGCUCCAGCUUGUGCUUCCCACUCACAAGCCAGCACCAGACGAAAAGGACGAGGUCGCGUGCACUCCAGCUGCGCCCGUCGAAGACCAGCCCAUCAAGAAGAGCACCCUCCUCAGCCUGGCAGCUGAGCUCCGCAACAAGAUCUGGGAAUACGCCGUCACCGAUGCCUCGCCGCUCUGCUUCUGCCAAGCCAACAUGAGCGCCGUCAAACAGCCACCACUCACCCUUGCCAACCGCCAGAUCCGCCACGAAGCGCUGCCAUUCUUCUACACCUGCAACGUCUUCCAAGGACCCUCCACUAACGAGAUCACCACGUUUCUCAGCAACCUCCUGCCGGCCCAAGUCCACUUGGUGCAGUACAUCAACAACGAACACACUUUCAUGUUCCUCGACAUUGCGGCGAAUGCCAUGCGGCGCAUCAUGCGCGAGGCCAAGACCAGGAGUCAUGUCGAUGAUGACAAGCAAGUUUUCGUUCAAGUCCAGGUGGCGCUGAAGGAGUCGAUGAACGCGAAUCUGGCGAGGAAUGCGCAGGAGUUGCAGGCCAAGGUGGACAUGUGGCGCAGCGGCGGCCGCGAGCAGUACGAAGCUGUCUGGGUCUCGUUGGAGACGAUUCGGGACUAUGAGCAAUUGAGAGGUGGUGGUGUUGCGAAGAAGGAGGAUGUGGAAGACGAGGCGUUGCUGAAAGAUUUCGGUAAUCUUCUUUCUUGA
Molecule: messenger RNA, 720 nt
Organism: Lecanosticta acicola
Lineage: Eukaryota; Fungi; Ascomycota; Dothideomycetes; Mycosphaerellales; Mycosphaerellaceae
Source: the annotation of a GenBank genome assembly